Molecule: messenger RNA, 817 nt
Organism: Gamsiella multidivaricata
Lineage: Eukaryota; Fungi; Mortierellomycota; Mortierellomycetes; Mortierellales; Mortierellaceae
Exons: 1
Coding region: 152-460 (102 amino acids)
Source: RefSeq, a predicted model, not a curated record
GUACGAGACAAUUUUUGCUCGUCCAUCAUGCGCAUGUGGAUAUUCCAUUACUCUAUCGACACUCAUCCCUAUCCAAGGAUAGACCUGAAGGCGAAUGGACUAUACUCCGGGUUCAGAGCAUCAUUUGGCCCAUCCUGGUGGUUAAGCGGAAAUGCAGUAUCACGCCCACAUCAAAAUUGCUUUAUACUGUCGCUGUAGUCUAUCCUACAUAUGUUCUAUAACUCCCAUGUAUGUCUUCUCAAUCGGGCCGUCCUGUUUGGCGACUGGCCUUUCGGCUGUCCAUAUCUUGGCGUCCAGAGGGCGCACACACCAGUUGUUAAUUCACAUCAGGACAUGGCAGGGUAUGAGAACAAUCUCGCUUUUUGCAGUUCAUCUAUUUGGUACCAACUGCUAUACCGUUGCAAUUACUGCGGUCAACAUUCUUUAUCCUUCGAGCAUCGCAUCGUCCUCAAGGUAUUGAAGAACAAUGCUUUUGCUCCUCAAUUAGCUCACGACUUGGUCGAAGACGAUGUCUCUCAACCCCUCAUUCUCCAUCCCUACCCUUGCCAGCGAAGCAGUAACAAGAGCAAGAAGGAUAGGUCAAAGCUCCUGCUAAAAACACGGGGUGGGGGGCCAGGUCUUUGCGCCUGCGCACUUUGGGCGUUCACCUGCGGGCUCUGGUGCGUGUCUGGUGUUUUUCAGUUUAGGUUCUCGGUCUUCCCUUUUUCCUCCCCCCACAGACCGCUCUCUCUCACACAUGCUGACAGAUAUAGUCUAAAACGAUCCUCAAAACUUUUUCCCUCCACUUCUGCUCACUUUAUAGGACCCCCCCCCCCCC